Molecule: messenger RNA, 1278 nt
Organism: Lycium ferocissimum
Lineage: Eukaryota; Viridiplantae; Streptophyta; Magnoliopsida; Solanales; Solanaceae
Exons: 2
Coding region: 67-1278 (403 amino acids)
Molecular function (GO): glycosyltransferase activity
Source: RefSeq, a predicted model, not a curated record
UUGUCAGCAAGGUCCCAAAGGCGGGCUUUUCUUUCCCAAGAGAAUAACUCCAAUGUCAUCGAAACCAUGACUGCGAAACUCAAAGAUUCUGUCACUUUCCUCCCCCUCCAGGACCUUAGAUUUAGAGAAACAGCCACGAAAGGCAACACAUGGUUUAUGAGCUCUUUGGACGACACACACGAGGAAAAUGAAGCAGAACACUUGUAUUUCCCUUCUAAGGCAUCUAAAGGACGGCUUCUUUGCUUUAAAGGACGGGAUACUAAGGAUGGCACAAAGAAUUCAUAUGCUUUGGCAUGGCGAGAAAGUCUUCCAGAUUCUGCUAUUCUACUGGAAGGCCUAACAUUUGUAUCCUACACGUAUUAUGACCACAAAAAUUUGUGGCAUGGAUUAUGUGCAGUGGCUCCUUUCGUAAGAUGGUCAAUGAAAAACGAGUGUUUGAAGCCAGCAAGAUGGGUGCUAUUCCACUGGGGAGAACUGAGAUUAAGAAUGGGAUCUUGGGUGCAAGAACUUAUGCAAGCUAAUUUCGGUGAAGUUAAGGUGGAAGAAUUUGAUGGAGGAGAUGUACCUUACUGUUUUGAGAAAGCGAUUGUGGUGAGGCAUGAGAUAAGUCAAAUGGGGCAGGAGAAUAAGCUGAAGAUGUUCGACCUGUUGCGCUGCAAGGCUAGGAGUUACUGUGGCCUUAAUCCUGCAGGCAAAGGUAGAGAGAUGAAUGAAAGAGGAUUUCCAAUAAUAAGACUUACUCUGCUUAUGAGAAGAGGUUCCCGGUCGUUCAAGAAUGCAACUGCUGUGACAGAUGUAUUUGCAAAGGAAUGUGCCCAAGUCGAAGGCUGCAUUCUGCACGUAGUUCAGUCAGGAGAUCUAUCUUUCUGCGACCAGGUGAACGUGCUGACCAACACUGACAUAGUCGCGUCUCCGUGUGGAGCACAGUUAACAAAUAUGCUCUUCAUGGAUCGCGAGAGCAGUGUGAUGGAAUUCUACCCAAAAGGAUGGUUAGAGUAUGCUGGCUCAGGCCAAUAUGCUUACCACUGGAUGGCUAAUCAAUCAGGGAUGAAACAUCAGGGUGCAUGGUGGGAUCCAUUUGGCGAGGAGUGCCCAUCCCCGCAGGAUCGGUGGAAGUGCUUUUCUUUUCAUAAAGAUGGCAUGGUUGGACACAACGAGACCUAUUUUGCAGAAUGGGCUAGAAGAGUCAUCGAUCAAGUUAGGCUAAUUAAGCUGGAGCAAGGCUCUGCAGAUCAAAUAAACAAGCAAAAACAUGAUUCAAAAGCAUGUGUAUGCUAG